AUGACAACUAGUACGGAAAUCCUUGCUGCGAUUUCGGGAAACGUCUUGCUGUUUGCGCUUGUGUAUGGAAUGUCGGCGACGGUGGAUAUUGAUAAUCUUCGGGAACAGCUGGGAAACCGGAAUGCAUUGAUGACGGGGGUGUUCUGUCAGUUCUUUCUCCUUCCUGCGUUGGGCUUCAUCGUAGUCAAAGCAUUCCGUCUUCAGCACACCUUGGGAAUCCCCUUGCUUGUUGUGACGAGUUCUCCUGGUGGUAGCUAUUCGAAUUGGUGGUGUUCAAUAUUCAAUGCCGACCUUGCUUUGAGUGUGACCAUGACGGCUGUUAGUACAAUCCUCUCCGUCAUUUUCCUGCCCCUCAACCUGGCCCUAUAUACACGGUUUUCGUUCGACGACGAUGUUAUAGGCAACAUUGACUGGGUUGCUCUCUUUCUUUCUAUCUCUGUGGUUGUUGCCGCUAUUUUCCUUGGAUUGUUGUCUUCUUACAUGAUCCGUACCAUUGUCUUUCGAAGAGGAGCUAAUAUCCUCGGAAAUGUCGCUGGAGUCGGCCUUAUGCUCUUCUCGGCAACCGUCGCCAAUACAGGAGAAGGAGACUCCAAGAUUUGGGAACGACACUGGAGCUUUUACGUCGCUGUUAGCCUUCCCUGUGCCCUUGGACUCUUGAUCGCCAACAUCAUUGCCUAUGUUCGAAAGCUCAAGCCCGCAGAGCGUGUGACUGUCGCCAUUGAGUGUUGCUACCAGAAUGUUGGUUUGAGCUCGAGUCUCGCCUUGACCAUGUUUAGCGGCACCGAAUUGAAUGAAGCCAUGGGUGUCCCCUUUUUCUUUGCGGUUUCAGAGAUUGUCUUUAUCAGCACGUAUUGCCUGGUUGCCUGGAAGCUCGGUUGGACCAAAGCGCCCAAGGAUGCCAAUCUAUGCGCGGUAAUUUGCCGAAGCUACGAAGUCACUAAUCAGAAGAAGCAAGUUUCCUCUCCGAGAUCAGUAUCAUCGAAGACCAAUGACGCUGUUACUACACUGUCUGUUGACGACUCCAGUUCUUUGGAUUUGGACCAAGUCAAGACUAAGCCAGCAAAGGACGGAAAUGUGGAAGUCAGUGUAUAG
Molecule: messenger RNA, 1092 nt
Organism: Seminavis robusta
Lineage: Eukaryota; Bacillariophyta; Bacillariophyceae; Naviculales; Naviculaceae
Source: the annotation of a GenBank genome assembly